Helianthus annuus (common sunflower) is the source of this 1563-nucleotide messenger RNA. RefSeq lists its product as uncharacterized. The record is from RefSeq and is a predicted model, not a curated record. The coding region runs from base 209 to 1435 and encodes 408 amino acids. Lineage: Eukaryota; Viridiplantae; Streptophyta; Magnoliopsida; Asterales; Asteraceae. The transcript has a single exon.
CAUUAUUCUAGCUACAAAUACCGAACCCUCUUCACAAUCCACCCAUCACCCCCUUUCUUUCCCCUAUUCUCACUUCACCUUUCUCAUUUCCUCUUUAUCUUCCCUGAAAGUAACCACACACCGUACUCAAACCCCCAUUUUUCUCCAAUCACACGAUCAAACUUGCAACUUUUCCAACUGUAAUCCCCUUCAAAACACACCACCGAAAAUGGUGGACGUUGACAGAAGAAUGACCGGCCUAAACCCCGCACACCUCGCCGGCCUCCGCCGCCUCUCCGCCAGAGCCGCCACAUCAUCACCGUCAACCCCACUUCCACCUCGCAACAGCCUCAUCUCCUUCACAUCCUUAUCCAACAAAGUCUUGACCCAUUUAAAAAACUCCGGUAUCCAAGUCCAACCCGGGUUAUCCGACAAAGAAUUCGCUAGAGCAGAAGCCGAAUUCGGGUUCGCAUUCCCACCCGAUCUUAAAGCCAUUCUCUCAGCCGGGUUGCCCGUCGGACCCGGUUUUCCAGACUGGCGGUCAACCGGGUCUGCCCGGCAACAACUACGAUCCACACUCGAACUCCCUAUAGCUUCCAUAUCUUUCCAUAUCGCGAGAAACGCAUUGUGGUCGAAAUCGUGGGGGGUUCGACCGGUCGAACCGGAAAAGGCUAUGAGGAUAGCGAGAAGUUUUUUAAAACGGGCACCGCUUUUGGUGCCCGUCUUUAACCACUGUUACAUUCCAUGUAAACCGACACUAGCUGGUAACCCGGUUUUUUACGUUGACGAAAACCAGAUAUUUUGUUGUGGGUUUGAUCUGUCUGAUUUUUUUGAUAGAGAAAAAUCUACAGUGUUUGUUAAGUGUAAUCCACAUCCACAAAAUGUAAUGAAACAAAAACAGAAGCAAGUUAGAGUUAACGGCAAUGGAAAAAGUAACGGAAUGUUGAGUAAUGUUUCACGGCGUAGUCUUGACGCCGUCUCUGGUGGGAGAGUUCCAAGAUGGGUGGAGUUUUGGAGUGAUGCUGCCGUUGACCACUGUAGAAGAAAGUCAAGCUCAUGUUGUUCAUCUUCAUCUUCAUCGUCACCAGACCGGUAUUUUGAAAUACCAAGAACCGGUGUGCCAAACUGGGUUGAUAAAUAUGUUCAAGAGAUCGGGUCGGUUUUGAAAGCGGGUGGGUGGGCUGAUUCGGAUGUGGUGGAUAUUGUUGACGUGGGUUCGUCCGGUUUUUUUGAUAGUGAGAUGGUGUUGCUGGAUAAUCAGGCUGUUCUUGAUGCGCUUCUUGUUAAGGCGAAUCGCUUGGCGGAGUCGCUCCAGAAAGCCGGGUGGAGCUCCGAAGAUGUUUCGGAUGCGUUCGGGUUUGAUUUUAGACCCGCGAAAGAGCGGAAACCGGUUAAUUUGUCGCCGGAGGUGUUGGCGAAGAUUGGAAGACUUGCGGAAUCUGUUUCGAAAUCUUGACGACCGGAGUUGCCGGUAACCGAUAGACACUUGAUUUUUUUUUUUUUUUUGGAAUAGAAAGAUGUAAAAUGUAUAAUUAUAUAAUAAAUUUCGUAUAAAGAGAAAGAGCCACUAAUUUAUACUAGUUA